GUGGAAUAUAUGCUGUGGGCGUCCCCCGAGACCGCGGGGGCACUUGACAGCCGCAGAAAUUGGGCGAAUUGCAAGUAAAUCGUGCGGUAAAGCGACGUCGCCGUCGGGCCGCAGCAGUGACGCGAGUGCGGAUAAUCCGGUCACUGUCGCCGAUCAGGACGACUCCAUUAUUGUUGUUAGCGAUAAUCAACAGCAGACUACGGAACGAACGGACCAUCAACAGGACGAAUUGCCUACAUCAGAGAGCCUACAAGUUUUUUCUCAAUUAUUCGGAGAAGUGACCUCGACGGCAAUUGCCGUCCACGAGGCACCUGGAGCAGACAAAACGACAGUCAACAUUGGCGUAACGAUGAAUCACGUUAACGAUCAAGAAACUAUUAAGCAACUCAACCUGACCCCUGUCCAGGUCGGUGAGGUAGAAGAAAUGGACACGCAGGAAGAAACACCUAAUGACGGGGGAGGCGACGGGAAUGAAACACGUCCAAUCAAUGGUGAACGAGAACCACCAGUUUGCAUUGUACACACUGAUCACGAAAUGGAAGAAGAUGAAGCAAGAUCUGAGGCGACUUUUCGCUUCACAGUUGACAAUGUUUCAAAGAUGAAAGAUUCUCAACUAUCGUCGCCAUGCUAUGUGCGAAAUUUACCAUGGAAAAUAAUGGUCAUGCCCCGAUCAAGUCAAAGUCAAGAACGACAGCCGCAAAGAUCUCUUGGAUUUUUCCUCCAAUGCAAUGGAGAAAGUGAGUCGACUUCCUGGAGUUGUUAUGCUGUUGCCGAACUUCGUCUUUUGUCUUGUAAAGCGGGACAGGAUUAUUUCAACAGAAAAAUACAACAUCUUUUCUAUAGUAAAGAAAAUGAUUGGGGAUUCAGUCAUUUUAUGACGUGGCAAGAUGUUCUUGAUCCUGAGAAAGGUUUUAUUAAGGACGACUCAAUUACACUGGAGGUCCAUGUUGUGGCUGAUGCACCGCAUGGUGUCAGUUGGGACAGUAAGAAGCACACAGGAUAUGUUGGAUUAAAGAAUCAAGGUGCUACGUGUUAUAUGAAUUCUUUACUUCAGACAUUGUAUUUUACAAAUCAGUUACGCAAGGCUGUUUAUAAAAUGCCAACAGAGAGUGACGAUUCAAGCAAAAGUGUCGCACUCGCUUUGCAAAGGGUGUUUCACGAAUUGCAAUUCAGUGACAAGCCAGUUGGUACAAAGAAACUCACCAAAAGUUUUGGCUGGGAAACGUUAGACUCGUUUAUGCAACACGAUGUACAGGAAUUUUUACGAGUGCUUCUCGAUAAAUUGGAAAGUAAAAUGAAAGGAACAUGCGUUGAGGGUACAGUGCCAAAAUUGUUUGAAGGAAAAAUGCUUUCUUUCAUCAAGUGCAAGAAUAUUGAUUACAAGUCAACGAGGAUCGAAACAUUUUACGAUAUUCAGUUAAAUAUUAAGGGAAAGAAAACUAUUUACGAAUCGUUUAAAGAUUACGUCAGUACGGAAAUGCUUGAUGGGGACAAUAAAUACGACGCUGGAGAACAUGGAUUGCAAGAUGCCGAAAAAGGUGUCAUCUUCUCAUCAUUUCCUCCAGUUUUACAUUUGCAUCUAAUGCGAUUUCAAUAUGAUCCAAUUACAGACUGCUCGGUAAAAUUCAAUGACAGAUUUGAAUUCUAUGAGAAAAUAAGUCUUGGGCCUUUUUUACAAAAUGAAGAAUCAACAAAUGCAGAUUAUACACUUCAUGCUGUCUUAGUUCAUAGUGGAGAUAAUCAUGGUGGACAUUACGUUGUAUUCAUCAAUCCACAAGGAGAUGGAAAGUGGUGUAAGUUUGAUGACGAUGUGGUAUCCCGAUGCACGAAACAAGAAGCAAUCGAGCACAAUUAUGGUGGUCAAGAUGAAGACAUGUCAAUGGCUGUGAAGCACUGUACAAACGCUUACAUGUUGGUCUACAUACACAAUUCAGAAUUGGAGAAUGUGUUGCAAGAAGUCAAAGAAGAGGACAUACCCCAAGAGCUGGUGGAGAGGCUGCAAGAAGAGAAGAGGCUGGAACAAAUAAGAAGAAAGGAGAGAACAGAAGCAUACUUAUACAUGACCGUUAAUGUACUUCUCGAAGAUAGUUUUGACGGUCACCAGGGCAACGAUCUGUACGAUCCAGAACAUGCGCUUUAUCGUGUAUUUCGUGUUCGUAAACAAGCAACUCUACACGAAUUUCUUGAAGUGCUCAGUGAAAGUUUGAAAUAUCCGAUAGAACAAAUUCGUGUCUGGCCAUUCAGUCUACGAUCGAAUCAAACCUGUCGACCGACACUUAUUGAAUUGGAGGCUGAUCUACAGAAGUCGAUUUCUGAUUGUGCAGAAAGUUUAAAUCCAUGGAAUGUAUUUGUUGAACUUGUUCCACCCGAUUCGGAACUAAAAACACUGCCGUCGUUCGAUAAGGACACAGACGUUUUGUUAUUUUUCAAAUUAUACGAUCCGAAGAAUAAGAAAAUACAUUAUUGCGGUCAUCACUAUAUGCCCGUAACAGCUAAAGUCCAGGAACUUAUACCAAUAUUGAAUCAAAGAGCCGGUUUCCCUAUUGACACUGAGCUUGCGUUAUAUGAGGAAAUCAAACCCAAUAUGGUGGAAAAAAUCGAAAAUCUAACGGAACCAUUGGAAAAAGUUCUCGAGGAAUUAAUGGACGGUGAUAUUAUUGUUUUCCAAAAAGAAGAACGAGAUAAUAAAAUGUACGAGCUACCAACGUGCCGUGAUUAUUUCAAGGAUUUAUUCUAUAGGGUGGAAGUGACUUUCUGCGAUAAGACGAUUCAAAAUGAUCCGGGAUUUACAGUUGAGCUCUCGUUAAGAAUGACUUACGAGCAAAUGGCAAAAGCUGUGGCACAGCGACUUUGUACAGAUCCAUACAGUUUACAAUUCUUCAAAUGCCAAAAUUACAAAGAUUUGCCAGGACAUCCAUUGAAAUGCACUUUCGAUGGUACACUAAAGGAACUUAUUGCUUAUUGUAAGCCAAAGACUAAGAAAAUUUUCUAUCAACAACUUAGCAUUCGAGUGAAUGAACUCGAAAAUAAGAAACAAUUCAAAUGCAUUUGGGUUCCACCUUCAUUGAAGGAGGAGAAGGAAAUAAUUCUCUAUCCAAAUAAAAAUGGAACAGUUGCAACAUUAUUAGAGGAGGCAAAGAAACAAGUUGAAUUUUCGGAAAAUGGUUCUGGUCGAUUGAGGUUAUUGGAAAUUAGUUGCAAUAAAUUGUCACCCGGUCCAAAGGAUGAUGUGCCUUUGGAAAAUUUGAAUUCGGGCAGCAAUAAAAUUUAUAGGAUAGAAGAAAUUCCAAAAGAUGAACUCAAUUUAGCCGACGAUGAAAUGUUAGUUCCAGUUGCGCAUUUCAAUAAGGAAGUAUUUUCAACGUUUGGCAUUCCCUUCUUUUUAAAAAUCAAACACGGCGAACUUUUCUCGAAGGUGAAGGAAAGGUUGUUCAAAAAACUUGGAGUGCAAGAAAAAGAAUUCGAGAAGUUCAAAUUUGCUGUGGUCUCUUUGGGUAAACCUCAAUUUAUUGAAUCGCCAGAAUAUUGCAUUGACAUUAGCGAAUUUCAAGUAAUGCAGAAUGCGAUAUUUCCACUAUCGGCUGCGGGCUCAUCACCCGUAAGGCCCUGGAUUGGCUUGGAUCACGUAAAUAAAGCGCCGAAGCGUUCACGAAUUAACUACCUCGAAAAAGCCAUUAAAAUUUACAAUUAAAAAUUUUGACUUCUAAAACUGAAAAAAAAAGAAAAGAAAAAAAACAAAUGCAGAUUUAGGCGAACUACACACGAUAAUUUAUACUUCAUUAUGUAUAGUAAAACAACGUUGUAUUUGUAUGCUAUAAAAUUGAGGAUUGAAAAUUGGCUCGGUUUUUCGGUUUAGUCAUAAUUGUAAUUUUUAAAAAUUAUAAUAUAGUUAUAACAAGUAAACGAGGUAUAAACACGAACAUUCGUUUCGGAAAAGUAAAAAAGAAAAUGGAAAGAAAACGAUACAAAAGAGACUGCGAAAAAAGAAUGAAACACGUAGUGAUUUCACGUUUGUGAAACAAAAAAAGUAUAAUCAGACUUUUUAAAAAUUAGUCAAAGAUUUUACGUAAUUAUUACAUAAUUUUACCGAAAAUACUUGCACGAUAUUUUUAACGUUGUUUGCAAUUUUUCAUCUGCAUUUAAUAAUAGAAAGAAAAAAAUGAAUCUUAAAUUACUUUCUAUUCAAUUUAAAAUAAAAACUUAAUUUUUCAUUUUGAAUUGAAAAAUAGAAAAAAAAACAAAAAAUGUUGAUUUUGUAUUUUUUAAGAGCGUAAAAUCUUUGUGAGAAAGAAAAAAAAAGGUUUAUGCAAAGUGCAGCGAAAUACAGUGUGUAAAGUAAUAAUUUCGUGCGACAAACAUAAUCUUCACAAACACUUCGCUAGAUAGUUUUUAUCAAAUCCUCAGAUUAUUUCUCUUUAUCCCUAUUUUGUAAUAUAUAUAUAUAUUUUUUUUUGUUUGAGA
Leptopilina heterotoma is the source of this 4461-nucleotide messenger RNA. It is a transcript of the gene Usp7, whose product is annotated as ubiquitin carboxyl-terminal hydrolase 7. NCBI's taxonomy places the organism in Eukaryota, Metazoa, Arthropoda, Insecta, Hymenoptera, Figitidae. Gene Ontology annotation, molecular function: cysteine-type deubiquitinase activity; protein binding; cysteine-type endopeptidase activity. The record is from RefSeq and is a predicted model, not a curated record. Bases 350 to 3691 code for a protein of 1113 amino acids. Gene Ontology annotation, biological process: regulation of protein stability; protein deubiquitination. The transcript has 18 exons. Gene Ontology annotation, cellular component: nucleus; cytosol.